Molecule: messenger RNA, 1484 nt
Organism: Ziziphus jujuba (common jujube)
Lineage: Eukaryota; Viridiplantae; Streptophyta; Magnoliopsida; Rosales; Rhamnaceae
Product: transcription factor bHLH95
Exons: 3
Coding region: 67-1062 (331 amino acids)
Biological process (GO): endosperm development; regulation of DNA-templated transcription
Molecular function (GO): protein dimerization activity; DNA-binding transcription factor activity
Source: RefSeq, a predicted model, not a curated record
UGCCACCUUUUUUUUAUUUUUAUACGCUCCUUCUCUCUCUCUCUCACCACCUUCUCUCUUUUCAUCAUGCCUGAAGCUCUUGCUUGGGAAAACCCUUCUUCCUGCUGGCCUAAUCUUUCUAAUUCCGAUAACUCGGCCGGCCAUGGUGAUGAUCAUGAUCAUCAUCUUUGUCAUCGCCAAGAACUGAAGUCGGAUAGGAAACAUAUUGGUUCCAGCUCAGAUGAUAAAGAAGAGCCGCCACCACAGGGAAAGAAGCGGGGUCGAGUAGUUCUUUCGAAAAAUGGAAAAGGGAUUAAUUGUGGUGGUGGUGGUGGUGAUCAGGUCAUGAUGAAAGAAGGAAAAUUUGGAGGUGAAUCAGACCAUGAAAUACAUAUAUGGACUGAGAGAGAGAGGAGGAAGAAGAUGAGGAACAUGUUUGCUAAUCUCCAUGCUUUGCUUCCUCAACUACCUCCUAAGGCAGACAAAUCUACAAUCGUUGAUGAAGCAGUGAACUACAUAAAAAACCUAGAGCAAACUCUCCAAAAGCUGCAAAAGCAAAAGCUGGAAAAGCUACAAAGUGCCACAGAAACUUUCAAUCACGAGCCAACGACAAUUACAACAAUUACCCCACAAAGGCUAGGCUAUGAUCAGUACUCUAGAGAGGCGUUCUUAGCAGACCAGGGUUCUUGCAGUACUGACUUGCCCACUACUAGCACCGCUAAUAUAAUCGAUAUUCCUUCUGCUUCAGCUUCACUCAUCUCCAGUACCACCUCCCACUCUCCUGUCAUGUUUCAGACAUGGACUUCUUCCAAUGUUGUAUUGAACAUCUGCGGCGAAGAAGCUCAUAUUAGUGUCUGUUCCCCUAAGAAACCUGGCCUUUUCAGCACCAUUUGCUAUAUUUUGGAGAAGCACAAGAUAUCCAUUGCCUCCGCUCAUAUUUCCUCCUCACACACUAAUCGAAUCAUGUAUAUGAUUCAAGCACAUGCAGGUGGAGGUUCGGAUCAGUUGGUAGAUGCAUUUCCUGCUGAAGAAAUAUUCAAGGUAGCUGUUGGGGAAAUAAUGUUUUGGGUGACUUCCUCAUGAUCAACCUGCUGGGGAUACAAGUAUAAUGCAACUCUAAAGAUGGGUAUCUUUGUUGAAGCUGGCAAUAUCAAUGAUGGAUUUGAUAUAAGGUUUCACUGAGAUUUCAGCUGUCGUUUUCUGUUCUUUUCUUAAUUUUGUCUUAGGGUUACAAAAUCUUUUUGAACGGGGGAGUACAUAUUCAAGCAAGUCUUCAAUAUCCAUUAUAAACUGGUCGCGUUAUGAUCAGUAAUUUUGCUUGCAGUGGCCUAUAUUUGCUCUCUUUCUCUCUCUCUCUCUCUCUCUAUAUAUAUAUAUAUAUAGUUCCUAAACUUUUUGCAAAACUUUCUAUGCACUUUAAAAUAUUAGACCUUCCUCUCUAGUAAGACAUUUUCCAUAAUUUUUUUUAACACCCCAUGAAUUAGUAUUGUUGUAACAUAUAUAUU